Pundamilia nyererei is the source of this 565-nucleotide messenger RNA. It is a transcript of the gene fam237a, whose product is annotated as family with sequence similarity 237 member A. The coding region runs from base 1 to 468 and encodes 155 amino acids. The transcript has 3 exons. The record is from RefSeq and is a predicted model, not a curated record. Lineage: Eukaryota; Metazoa; Chordata; Actinopteri; Cichliformes; Cichlidae.
AUGGGCAUAGCCACAGUGUUCAUACUGACCUGUAUGUGCGUCGUGCCACUGCAAGGUCAGAAGCCAGGUCAGGUGGACCCCCUGAAGGCCCAUCGGGGCAAUCCGCAAUGCUGGGAGGCGUCCUCUGCUCUGCUGCUGGAGAUGCGCUCUCCGAGGAUUGCUGACACAGUGCCUGCCUUCUGGGACCUCAUGGAGUCACUCAGGGCUUCAAACAACAGCAAACACACUGCACUGUUCUGGGACCUGGCCCAAGUCUUCUGGGACAUCUAUCUAAAUUGCAUUGUGUCCAGGAGUCAUGGGCUGGGCCGUCGACACAUAACUGCUGUCCAGUCCCUCAUUACUGACAAUGAUGGGGGAGACAACUGUGGUACAGACAACCAGAGCUUUGUUGUUGAGCAGGAGAAAACCACACAGAAUCCUUCAGAUUCAACCGCUCAGGAGCAAAGUCCCACGCGUGGCUCCAUGUGAGAGUGAGACGUAGAGGGCAAAUCAAGACCCUGAAGACAGACCCAAAAUAAAAUGCACAACUACUAGAAAAGAUUAAGGAUAAUUCAAAGUAGAUAGC